AAACACAUAUAGUCUUCCAAUCUUAGCUCCUUUUACAUCCCAUAAUAUUUUUCCACUUAACUUUAUGCUUUGUGAAGCAUUUGCUUCGGUUGGUGUGAACAGACAGAAGAAAAGAGAAAUGAGCCUCGGAGGAAACAGCUGCAUGAGAAUGACUCAGCUGUUGUCAUGAGUUGUCUUACUCAGGCUUUUUUCCUUUGUAAACUAUUAUAAGUUUAAUUAUUAAAACACUUUAAUGUCUAUAAUUAAGAAUUAAAAAUUCAGUUUUUAAAUAAUAUUAUAUAAUCAAGGGUAAAUAUUCCAGGGAGGGUGAAAUAGGAUAAAAAAGGGUGCAAGGAGGGAGUGGAAGUUUGGUGACACAAUGAGAUCUUCCAACUUCCCUCUUUCUGCUGCGUUCAUGCUUCCCUGUCUGCUGGCAGAGCCGGGCUGCAGCCAUGCAGACACGCGCUGCUUUCUUUACCUUCAUUUUUGCGGCCAUGUGCAGAGGGCUUCAGUCUGCCUCGCCCGUGCCUUCAGUCCCAGACCGGGUCCAGGCUCUGGUGGGCUCCUGUGUGGUGAUUCCCUGCUCUUUCCCAGCCGCCGCUCCGCAUCCACGUACACAGAGGGUGGAUGUGCGGCUGAGGUACCGAGGUGGAGGUCGCUUUUUUCCUCUGCAGAGCACUGCGUUCAACAGCCAGGACAAAGACCAAGUCAGCAGAGAUUUCCUGGGGCGAACUUCGCUCUUUGGGAAAAUGGGAGAAGGAGACUGCUCAGUGAGGAUCGACAGGAUCCGGCAGGACGACCCCCAGAUGAUUGAGGUGGCCCUGAAGAGAAGGGAUGACUUACUGUGGGGGAGGCCAAAGAGCGUCCAGAUGGAUAUCAUUGAUGAACCGGAGCCUCCUGCCAUCAGCGGCAGGUUGUCGGCCACAGAGGGUCAGCUGGUCACCUUGAACUGCUCGCUCCGGUACCACUGCCCCUCCAGACCUCCCACUCUGCAGUGGAAGUGGGAGCGAGGACCCCCGCUGGAGAGCACUGAGCUGUGGGACGCUCAGACAACCUAUCCAGAUGUGGACGGACCGACGCUGCUGGCGUCUUUGUCCUUCACAGCUUCCCACCAUGUGAAGCCGAGGCUGAAAUGUGAGGUCAGCUAUCCAGGAGCCAAAAUGGUGUCCACCACCACGGACCUUCACGUGACGUUUCCACCUAAAGAGGUGAGGAUUCAGGUUCAGACCUUAGUGGUGCUCGAGGGGGGCACCGCCCUGCUGAUGUGCUCAUGCAAAGCCGACCCCCCGGUGUCAGAGUACCGCUGGUCCUACAGUCAGCACGGCCGCACCGUGCGCCUCCGCCACCGGACGCACACGGUCCGCUUGUUCAACGUGACCAGAGACAUGAGGGUCACUUGUUCCGCUCACAACUCCAUCGGUCGGGGAGAGUCGAAGCCCACGGCGCUGAACAUACAGUACAAGCCGGUUAUCCACCGAUUGUCUUCCAACUGCUCUGUGGAGGAUUCGGAGUUGGUCUGCUGCUGCUUAGUUGACUCCAACCCCAAACCGGCUGUCACCUGGAGCAUCAACGGAAGCGUUCCACCUCACGGUUUCAACGUUUCUGCCUCAUCAGAGUCCAGCAUGUUAACAGCCUCUUUAAUGGGCCGCAUGGAGAGACCUCUGCAGGUGGUCUGCUUUGCUCUCAACGCGCUCGGAAACGACUCCCUGGUUUUGCUGAAGGGAGAAGAAGGUUCGCUCCAACCGGAUGUUUUACAAAAGGCGGCCCCCCUGUUGUGGCUGGUUUUACCUGCUGCCGUCGUCUGCCUGCUGGUGUCCCUUCUGUCCCUUCUCAUCUACUGCCACAGAAGAAAAGCUCAAAAAAAAAUCCUGAGCAGACCCAGAGUCUUUCAUCCAGAAGACCUGGGGAUUUACCAGGAAAGGACGCCGCUCUACAUAAACUGCACAGAAGUGACUCACGUUUACACUAAUGGCAGCUAUCAACUUGUGUACCAGAACUGUACGCCUGUUUUUGUCCGUAAUAACCAGAUCCGUCCGAUGGCCCGUAGAGGAGGAGAGAGAAGGAGAGGUGAAGGUGUUGGACACUCGGAAGUCAGAGUGGGUGUCAGAGAAACAAGGCAGGUGCAGGACACCUCUGCUGAUCCUGAGACAGCCAUCUAUGUGGAGAUCCUCUAAUUUCACAUGAGAUUGAAGGUGUUUCCUCACUGUAUGUUAACUGUAACAGGAAUCAUCCGUUCAGAAUAAAAGUGUGCAUUAAACUUCUAACUUGAAGUUUUUGCUCAUGCAAACAUAAUAAAAAAAGGGGGGGGCAUAUCUUAACCCUGUUUGUUAAAAGCCGUUGCUUAAGUGUGAAAUGAGUUUAUUACAAUAAACUUGCUAAACUACAUAUGUGCUAAAUAUUUCAAGGGCUGGUCCACUGAACAUUUAAAUUCUGUAUUAAUCAUGUUGUUACUUUUUAUUCAUUUAUUUCUCCUUUUACACAAAGUGUUUGUGUUUUCAUUUAAUUGUGGAUAUUUUUGUGUAGUUUGGUUGCAGUGUUAUUAGGUGAUUUAGCUUUAGUUUAAUGUGUAAGGCUUUCUAAACAAGACUUAGGAAUUUUACACUAUGGAAAAUACCUGAAUGGAUUGAAAGUUGGGGGGGGAAAAUAAUGUUUUUUUUUUUUUUCAGGAUUUUUUAUACUGUCAAACAAAAUCUGGAGUGAAUAAAAUGUCCCUUACAGAUAAUAAAUUGCUAAAAUAACAUGAGAAAUAACUGAUGAGUGAAUAUUGUCUGAUCCUAAACCUAGAGGGAUUUGCUACUUAGAAUCAACAUGUUUCAUAAUUAAUGCUGCUGUCCAUGUUGUUUUUGUUGUAGUAUAAGAAGUCAAUAACAAGUGCUAUAAAUCAAAUUUUAAAAUGAAGUGAGUAGGAAUAAAAUGAUGCAUAAAUCUUGACUCUGUCCUUUAGUAAGGCAAUCUGAAUCACAUGAAGACAGUUUGGAAAAAAGCUAGAAUAAUGUAUAAAAAAGAAAAAAA
This is a messenger RNA of Oryzias melastigma (Indian medaka), 2991 nucleotides long. It is a transcript of the gene psg4, whose product is annotated as B-cell receptor CD22. The record is from RefSeq and is a predicted model, not a curated record. NCBI's taxonomy places the organism in Eukaryota, Metazoa, Chordata, Actinopteri, Beloniformes, Adrianichthyidae. The transcript is spliced from 8 exons. The coding region runs from base 432 to 2153 and encodes 573 amino acids.